AUGACUAAAAUCAGAAAUCUUUUCCCCAAAUUUUACAACUGGACCGACACUGAAUCCAGACAGCUAGCUAUGAAACGACUGAGCGACAUCCUUGUUAUCCUGGGCAUUGCAAGGAAAUUUUACUCUCCCGUGGUCAUGGAGAAAGAAUACCGUUACUUGCCCGUCUUCGAGGGACCCUUUCUGCAGGACCUCCUCCAAGCCUUUAAGAACAGGGCGGAAGUAGAACUCUUCGCGUUCGCCCACGGGACAGGCAAGUUGGAGCGGGACGCGUCCGUCUUUACGGAACUAGGUCAAUACGGGAAUGCUUUCUACACCCCUCACUUGCAUACCGUGUACAUACCGUCGGUUAUAUUGACAGAGCCGUUCGUGAUGUUGGACUCGCUCGUGGCCACCUACGCCCUCCUAGGAACCGUACUGGGACACGAGAUCUCGCACGCCUUUAGCCCGAAAUCGGUGGACCUACUGGCGACCGGUAUUCGGAGGAGAUGGAUGACCAACCGAACAUGGCGAGACUACAGCGCGCGGCUGGACUGCAUCAUCGACCUGUACCACCAGCCCUCCUUCGUCAGAUACGCCCGGUUAACUUUGGACGAAAAUUAUGCCGAUGUAGCGGGCAUGGAGAUGGCUUUUGCAGCCAUGAGGAGCGACCCGUGCGUCAAGCCCGACGCUCCGUCUGGAAUAGAGGGACUCAACAACAUGCAGCUCUUCUUCGUGGCACAUUGCUACAUGUACUGCACAUCGAACAAUCCACGAACUUACUUUUACGAUGGCUAUGCUGCCAAUUACCACAGGUGCAUCAAUGUCAUCAGACUUUUUAGGGAAUUCAUGGAUGCGUUUAGAUGUGUUGCACCACAAAACAAACAAUGCGUACUACUAUAG
Messenger RNA from Ixodes scapularis (black-legged tick), 879 nucleotides. RefSeq names its product endothelin-converting enzyme homolog. Gene Ontology annotation, biological process: protein processing. Gene Ontology annotation, molecular function: metalloendopeptidase activity. Gene Ontology annotation, cellular component: plasma membrane. NCBI's taxonomy places the organism in Eukaryota, Metazoa, Arthropoda, Arachnida, Ixodida, Ixodidae. The coding region runs from base 1 to 879 and encodes 292 amino acids. The transcript has a single exon. The record is from RefSeq and is a predicted model, not a curated record.